Molecule: messenger RNA, 1264 nt
Organism: Solea senegalensis (Senegalese sole)
Lineage: Eukaryota; Metazoa; Chordata; Actinopteri; Pleuronectiformes; Soleidae
Gene: tomm40l
Product: translocase of outer mitochondrial membrane 40 homolog, like
Exons: 10
Coding region: 55-1077 (340 amino acids)
Biological process (GO): protein import into mitochondrial matrix
Cellular component (GO): mitochondrial outer membrane translocase complex; mitochondrial outer membrane
Molecular function (GO): transmembrane protein transporter activity
Source: RefSeq, a predicted model, not a curated record
AUCGGUGCAACAGCGAUUAACUUCCGGCUGCAUCGUCCUCUGGAUAUUACAACAAUGGGCAGUGUUUUGGCUGCCAGCUCCCCCAACCCUCCACCACCAGCCACUGGUGGCACUGCUGCCUCCGGGUUGACAGUGCCGCCGGGCUUCGGGAUGCCUUCAGUUUCCCCAGUGAUUUCCCCAACUGGGGCUGCGUUGGGACAACAGGAGACGGAGAACCCUCUGCCAAACCCAGGAGCGUUUGAUGAAUGUCAUCGCAAAUGCAAAGAGGUUUUCCCUAUGCAGAUGGAGGGCGUCAGGCUCGUUGUCAACAAAGGCCUUAGCAACCACUUCCAGGUGAAUCACAAUGUGAUGUUGAGCACCAUGGGAGAUUCUACGUAUAGGUUUGGUGCCACGUACGUUGGAUCUAAGCAGACGGGUCCAGCAGAGUUAUUUCCAGUCAUGGUUGGGGACAUGGACAACAGCGGCAGCCUCAACGCCCAGAUCAUCCACCAGAUCACCAAAAGAAUACGAUCCAAAGUGGCCUUUCAGACGCAACAAAACAAGUUUGUUAACUGGCAGGGCGACGCCGAGUUCAGGGGAGAAGAUUUCACUGCAACUGUUACACUUGGAAACCCAGAUGUCCUCGUCGGCUCUGGUAUUGUUGUAACACACUACCUCCAGUCCAUCACGCCCGCUCUGGCUCUGGGAGGAGAGCUGGUUUAUCACCACAGGCCAGGAGAGGAGGGAACAGUCAUGUCCUUCGUCGGCAGAUACACAGGUAAUAACUACAUUGCCACUUUGACACUCGGUUCAGCUGGAGCUCAUGCUUCUUAUUAUCACAAAGCCAAUGAUCAGCUGCAGGUCGGUGUGGAGUUGGAGGCCAGCUCUCGUAUGCAGGACACCAGCGUGUCAUUCGGUUACCAGCUAGACAUGCCUAAAGCCAAUUUACUGUUUAAAGGCUCAAUAGACAGUAACUGGGUCGUUGGUGCAACAUUAGAAAAGAAGUUACUUCCUCUGCCGCUCUCUCUGGUUCUGUGCACGUUCCUCAACCACAGCAAGAACAAGUUCCAGUGCGGCUUCGGCGCCACCAUCGGUUAGACUUGAAUGUUUGAUUUUUACAGGAUGGACAGACGGUGUCAUGUUGAUGUUCAACUUCACACCAUCCUCGACCUCUUAAAGCAGAUUCAAGCUUAAUCAUGUUUAGAACUUAUCCCAGAUCAAGUUUCAUGGUAAAUAUGCCGAGUAGAAACACUGAAAAGGUUAAAAAUAAAUCUGACGACUUUAA